AGGGCUAGAUCAGAGAAACCUAGAGGAUUUCAUAUAUUUAGGGUUAUUACCUGGUAUGAGAGUGAAGCCAGUAGUUUUUUCAAUGUCGAUAUCGAUUCACUUCGAUCAUCAUGCAAUUUUCCACAUGGCACUAUUUUUAGAGUUCUUGGGUUAAAUUUGAGGGAAGACUUUCUUUCUUCGUCUUGGGUUUGUUUCUAUGAGUUUCCUUUUACCAUCAGUCGUUCAUUCCUUUUCCCUUCAUUGAUUUCAUAAUUUUUCAAGUCACGAAACUUGCUUAUGCCCAAGUCACGACAGCCGCUUCGUGUAUUUUGUUAUGGAUUUAUCAUCUCAAUGAGUCUGAGGUUUAGAUUUUGGAUUGUCUGAAAUAGCGAGUGUCUAUAAUCUCUAAACUUUUGGUUAUUCUUGUGUGGUUCUCAAAGUGAAGACUAGUAAAUCUUAUCUAUUCUUAAAAAGUCCUCCUACAUAUCAUGACUGGAAAUGGAGAUACUAUUUUUUUUUUGUUAAGACUAGUUCUCUUGGCUAAUAUCUUUCUUCUCAAGAUUGGCUGAUUGAGGUUCCAAGGUUUGAUGAGCUCCGUCCUCCCCAAGAGGUUACCGAAGCAAAGAUCCAAGAAUUUCUAAAACUUCCAGCAGAAAAAAGAAGUUUUGGGGUGGUAGCUGAUUGUCUUUAUGAAGAUCUUAGUUCAUGCAUGGCAGUUAAUGAUUCUGAUCAUGUCUAUAGGCCCAAUAUUAACUCGAUCAGGUGUUGUUCUUAGCUCUUCUUUCAAUGUUGAUGAUUUUUUGUCUUCGAAGAUCAAAAUCCGAUCAACAUAUUCAGUUAUCUCAAAAAACCUCUCACUGUGUGUGAAGAAGAAGAAGAAGCAGAAGAUGCCUGAAUUCAUGAAAUCUAAAACAGUUCAAACAACACUAGCAGUAGCAGAUGCGCUUUCCUUUUACUGUGCGAUUACAAUAGUAGCACUCAUGCUCACCGGUGCUUUUAGAGAUGAUCAGAAUUUCAGUUAUUCUCUCAGCACCACCGCCGGAGGAGGAGGAAACAGGCUGCCGGUGCUGAACCGCCGGCCAUGUGAUGAGAUAUACGUGGUCGGAGAAGGAGAAACUCUUCACACCAUAAGCAAUAAGUGUGGAGACCCGUUUAUUGUGGAAAAAAACCCUCAUAUCCAUGAUCCCGAUGAUGUUUUCCCUGGCCUCGUCAUCAAGAUCACCCCUUCUUCUUCUUCUUAUGUAACAGAUGUGGAGAAUUGAUCAAUGAUAACAUAUAUACUAGUUCUUAUUAUCUUUUUUUUUU
This is a messenger RNA of Lactuca sativa (garden lettuce), 1284 nucleotides long. RefSeq lists its product as uncharacterized. The record is from RefSeq and is a predicted model, not a curated record. Lineage: Eukaryota; Viridiplantae; Streptophyta; Magnoliopsida; Asterales; Asteraceae.